UCUGAACGAAUAUAAAUAAAACAAAUAUGCUUAGUUACCUCAUAGAUCCUCAGCACAAGUCGUUCAAACUCUCUAGCCAAUUUGCAAAGGCUCAUAAGAUAGUACCAAAAAGUGAAAAUGCUUCUAUUAAAUUUUCUCAGGAUGUUAAUGAGCCUUCAGAGGCUCACAUCCUCAACUUGGAGAGGGUGAGUUCACGAAGUUAUCACCAUGACGAAUCUGAAUCCGGAAUAUCUGGUCUAGAACAUGAGUCUUCACACCAGAAGAUCCAUUUUACAGUUGUAAAAGAAGGCCAAGAAGAUUAUUCUGAACAAAAUCUUCCAGAUCCAUUCGAGAUUCACCUAGGUUUGGACUCUCACCCAGAAAUGCCAAAUCUGGACAGAUUUUCUGCUGGAGAUCAGCACGAUUUGGUUGGGUUCGACCUGCUUGAGGUCGAACCUCAACCGGAUCUGAAUAUGAAGUAUCAAGGUAUAAGUGACAUUCAAGAAAUCACACCUUACCUUGAGCUUGACCCAAAGCUUCAAAAAUUUGAAACGAAGGAUGACGGUUUGAACGUCUGCUCUUCAGAAGAUCAUGAAUAUGGAUCAUUAUCUCAAAGACGUUGAGCGAUCGUUAAGAAAUGUAUCGAGGAUCCUCGUUCCAUAGCGUUCGAUGAUUACCGAAAUCUCAACCACCUCAAUCAAGUUCAAGGACUUUCAUUUCUCUCUCUUGGUCUUGGAGCUCUAAUUCCUCUCUGGGCUUCAAAGACCAAGAGAAAGUUCAGGUCAAGGAACUCAAAGAUCUGGGCUGGGCUGGUCACAGCCCAGAUUUUCUGUCUUGGCCUGCACAUCUUCUAUAGUGACAAGAAUAGGAAAUUUGUGAACCAUUUGGACAAAAAUUAUUUUGCCAAUGCUACUCUCAAACAAAUUUCUCAGACUUCUAAAGUCUAAAUUUCUUCAAUCUUCUUGUUAAACACUCA
Moneuplotes crassus is the source of this 955-nucleotide messenger RNA. The record is from the annotation of a GenBank genome assembly. NCBI's taxonomy places the organism in Eukaryota, Ciliophora, Spirotrichea, Euplotida, Euplotidae.